Molecule: messenger RNA, 1509 nt
Organism: Aspergillus clavatus NRRL 1
Lineage: Eukaryota; Fungi; Ascomycota; Eurotiomycetes; Eurotiales; Aspergillaceae
Exons: 5
Coding region: 1-1509 (502 amino acids)
Molecular function (GO): FAD binding
Source: RefSeq, a predicted model, not a curated record
AUGGCCUCCCUAAUCCACUCACUCGUAGGCGCCCUGACGGGCCAUACCGACACGCUCUGUACCGUCCUCGCCGACCACGGAUUCCAGGUCGAGUACCCGCUCUCGCUCUCGUACACCCACGAUCUAAACAACUACUGGUCCGCAGCCUGUUCCGACCUCCAUCCGGAAUGCACGGUGAGUCCGCGCAACGCGCAGGAGAUGGCGGACGUGAUCGCCGCGCUGGGACAUACGCAGGAUCAGUUCGCCGUCAAAUCGGGCGGCCAUUCGCCGAACCUGGGCUUCUCGAGUACGCAGGGCGGCGUGCUCGUUGUCACGAAGAAUCUGGAUCAGGUGGUGUAUGAUGCUUCGACGCAGACGGCGGUGAUCGGGCCCGGUCAGCGGUGGGAGGAUGUGCAGGAGAAGCUGGAGCCGACGGGACGGGCGGUCGUUGGUGGACGGUUGGGGGGUGUGGGCGUGGGAGGAUUGCUUCUUGGUGGUGGCCUCAGCUAUCUCAGUCCGCAAUAUGGCUGGGCAGCCAACAAUAUCCUCAGCUAUCUCAGUCCGCAAUAUGGCUGGGCAGCCAACAAUAUCCUCAGCUAUGAGGUCGUUUUGGCCAACGGGACCCUGGUGAAUGCCAAUGCGGAGGAGCACUCGGACCUCUUCGCUGCUCUCAAAGGAGGCGGAGGUAACUUUGGCGUCGUCACUGCAUAUACCGUUCAGACACACCCGAUGGACCAUCCCGUCUGGGGAGGGACGUAUGUCUUUGGCGGCGACAAGACCGAGGAGAUGCUUGCUGCCCUGCGGGACUUCGUCGAAUACUACCCGGACGAGAAAGCCUCGAUUAUCCUGACCCGGGAACAUGCCACGCUGCUGAAUACGUGGAUUAUGUUUCUGUUCUACGAUGGGCCAAGUCCCCCGGCUGGGAUCUUCGAUAACUUCACGGCGCUGAACCCGUUGGAUCAAACCAAGACUUGGAGCAGCUACGCCGAUCUCCUGAAAAACGGGGACCAAUUCAUCCUUCAUGGAAGCCGAUAUAGCAUCGCCGGGGAGACCAUCCCAGUUCCCCACGACAUGUCACCCACAGUUCUGCAGUCUCUCUUCGACUUUUGGCUCGAUGUGAACAACGAGGUGUUGCUGGAGCUGGGCAUGGUUGGCACGAUGGACUUUCAGCCCUUGCCCCGAAGCAUUGCACAGAAAGCGCUGCAGCGCGGAGGAGACCUCCUGGACUUCCCGCCAGAUCAAGACUACAUUGCCCUGCAAAUCACCCUGCAGUGGUUGCUAUCGACGUCGGAUGCCCGGAUGCUCGACGCCACACGGACGCUCUUCAAGGGCUUCAACCGCCUAAUCUCGCAGCAUAUCGCGAACGGAACUCUGCCGGAUGUCUACCGUCCGUUGUAUAUGAAUGAUAUCCACGCAGACCAGGAUUACUGGGGUCGACUGCGGACGCGGGACCGGGCCUUGCAGACCAGGCGGAAGUAUGAUCCUACCGGGUUCUUUCAAACCCGGACCAGUGGAUUUCGCUUGUCUUAA